Molecule: messenger RNA, 1200 nt
Organism: Gossypium raimondii (Peruvian cotton)
Lineage: Eukaryota; Viridiplantae; Streptophyta; Magnoliopsida; Malvales; Malvaceae
Product: photosystem I assembly factor PSA3, chloroplastic
Exons: 3
Coding region: 43-927 (294 amino acids)
Biological process (GO): photosystem I assembly
Source: RefSeq, a predicted model, not a curated record
AAAAACACAGCAAUCCAAAUUCCAAACUCCAACAAAACAUCAAUGGCGGCAGCUAAGCCAUUGCCGUCAUCCCUUCACACUCACAAAAUUCUCUCUUCAUGCAACCAAAUUUUACCUUCGCUCCUCCAUUUCCGUCAACAUUACAGCAACCCAAAAAGCCAACAACCACAAAGGCGAAGAAAACACUCAAGCUCCUUAGAUGGCGCCUACGGCUUGGCUAUCAAAGCUUACAUGGAAAACCCAAACUCCAUCUCUGGUUUCGCAAACAAAGUCAUUGGCUCUCUCCCUAUAGUCGGCCUUGUCGCUAGGAUUUUCAGUGAUGAAGGCGGUGUUGGUGGGGAUAUCAUUGAUUUUGCUGAGUUUAGAAGAAGGGUGGGCAAGAAAUGUACUGUUACUGAUUCUAGAGCCUUUUACGAGUUCCAAGAAAGGAGAGGCCGGGCAGGGGAUCCUUUGUAUGUUCUGCUAUCAUGUUGGCUAGCAGCUGUGGGCGCUGGUCUUCUUAAAUCUGAGGAGAUAUUGGAGGGGGUGGCAAGGCUUCGGAUUUCCAAUGAUAUCGAAUUCGAAGAGCAGAAUUUUAUUGCAAUGAUGAAUGAAGCAAGAGAGAGGCGAGCUAAGUUGAAUGCGGAUGCCCCAACUCUUCCCAUGGAGAUUAGAGCCGAAAAGGCUGUUGAUGCCAUUUACGUCUGUUGCUUCGGGAGAGACCCGAUAGAAGAGGAAGACGAGAGCUUGCUAAAUAUCAUGCUAUGUGCAGUUUUCCCAACCGUCAAGCGAUCAAUGAUACAAAGAAUCAUCAAGGACAAAGCAAUAAAAGUAGCAGAAGGUGGUGAUGAUGCAGACAUCGUUCCAGAACCAAAGCCAUUAUCAAAGGAAGCUGUACAAAUGCAAAUGAAAGACCUUGAAUUCCUUAAACAAAACACGGAGACAUGAAAGAACUGAUUUUAACGAAAAAAUUGGAGUCGGUUCGCUUCUUCGAACUGCACUUGGAUGGUAUCGGAAAAUGAAGCUAAGAAAAUGGCUCCAUAUUGAAACCAUCCAACACUUGAGUUUCAGAUUGCACUCAAUGGCAGAUAAAUCAUAGGUUUACUGGGUCUUCCAUAUGUUUUGUUUCUUCUAGUUUGAGUUGAAACUCAUUUUUAGGGUGUAACCAUUAAAGGCAACAGUUUGCGAGUGAAAUACAAGUUCAUAGCAAUGUUUUUGGAA